Molecule: messenger RNA, 1397 nt
Organism: Sipha flava (yellow sugarcane aphid)
Lineage: Eukaryota; Metazoa; Arthropoda; Insecta; Hemiptera; Aphididae
Gene: Uch-L5
Product: ubiquitin carboxyl-terminal hydrolase isozyme L5
Exons: 7
Coding region: 384-1352 (322 amino acids)
Biological process (GO): protein deubiquitination; ubiquitin-dependent protein catabolic process
Cellular component (GO): cytoplasm
Molecular function (GO): cysteine-type deubiquitinase activity
Source: RefSeq, a predicted model, not a curated record
ACUAUUGUCUGACGUUAGCACCGUUGCCCCGUUCUCCGUCACUAACUUCAUGUCAACAAACAUUAAACACCAAUAUUAUUGUUUGGAAUUGUAAAUUCGGCCGGGAGAUGUUCGGCAAUUCGCUAAUCGCGAUUCGUAGUCCGUGGCCGAAUUGUUUGAUCAGCGUUUAAAUUUUCAAUUGAUACCUAUAAGGGCACAACUCGUGCGAUACGUUUUAUCUUCCCGUCGUGACAUUAUCAGUGACGAACGUGCAGCAAGAUUUAUAAAAAUUGUAACACCGCUGAACGAAAUAUUCGGUUUGUCAUUAAUCACUGUGUUUGUUUGUCGCUACGUUCUUCGGCCAAUCCAUAUUUGAAUCUCCCAUUGUCGUCCCGACUGUUGCAAUGUCGGAUACUGCGGGUUGGUGUCUGAUCGAAAGCGAUCCUGGCGUGUUCACUGAACUGAUUCGCGAACUAGGCGUGUCUGGAGCUCAAGUUGAAGAAUUGUGGACGUUGGACAGCAGCCUGUUUAAUACAAUUAAGCCUGUGCAUGGUUUAAUAUUUCUCUUCCGGUGGAUCGGAGAAGACCAACCUGACGGUCCCAUUGUUAGGGAUUCGAGAAUCGAGAAAAUAUUUUUUGCUCAACAGGUUAUUAAUAAUGCUUGUGCUACGCAAGCUAUUUUAAGUGUAUUAUUUAACUGUCGUCAUCCUGAUAUUGACCUUGGUACAACAUUAAGUGAAUUUAAGGAAUUCUCUCAAAAGUUUGAUGCUAACAUGAAAGGUUUAGCGUUGAGUAAUUCACAAAAAAUACGUACAGUACAUAAUUCGUUUGGAAGGAGUAAUUCUAUUUUUGAGUUUGAUGAUUCUGCUAAGCCAAAAUCAAAAAGUGAUGAAGCUUAUCACUUUGUUGCCAUUGUACCUAUUGAAGGUCGUCUUUAUGAAUUAGAUGGACUGAAAGAAGGUCCAAUUGAUUUAGGAUUAAUAAAACCCAAUACAGAUUGGGUUGAGGCAGCCAAACCAUUUAUUGAAAAAAGAAUAAAUAAAUAUAAAGAAGGAGAAGUGCACUUUAAUUUAAUGGCAGUAGUAUCAGACAGGAAAUUAAUUUUGGAAAAACAACUUUUGAGUUUGCAAACAGAGGAGCUGGAUGAAGCAACUAAAUUAGCUGAAGAAAAUAAUAUCCGUGAUAAAAUUUCUGAAGAAGUAGACAAAAUGAAACGAUACAAAAUUGAAAAUGCUCGGCGUAAACAUAAUUAUCUGCCAUUAAUUGUAGAAAUAUUGAAAUUGUUAGCCAAAGAUGGCAAGUUGGUACCGUUGUAUGAAAGAGCUAAAGCUAAGACUUUAGAAAAGGAAAAACAAAAAGCUGGAAAAGCAUAAUUUACAACUAUAACUAAAAUUACAUUUCAUUCAAAUAAAAAAAAA